Triticum turgidum subsp. durum (durum wheat) is the source of this 876-nucleotide messenger RNA. NCBI's taxonomy places the organism in Eukaryota, Viridiplantae, Streptophyta, Magnoliopsida, Poales, Poaceae. The record is from the annotation of a GenBank genome assembly.
AUGCAAAAUUCAUACAGUUCACCCACUGGUGACCUCUGCAUGAUACAGUGUACUACCGGCUUGUUGCUGUAUUACUCUGACGCUGCCACGGCAGGAGCCGCCCCGCCGCCGGUCAGAUGCAUGCUCCUGCGCGCCGCAGCCGCCGCACAACCAGGCCGCGCAGGUGCAGCAACAGAUGGCCGGCGCCGUCCCGAGAGCUACCACGCAAACCAGCGCGAGCACAAGCGCCACUGCCAGCGCCCAACUCGGGCAACGACGGCCUCCGCAGCUGGCUCCCCCGGUUGCUGUCGGUCUCCCCAGCUCAAGAAGAGGACCAUCCGCACGCGCGGCUGCAUCGACACCGCGUCCCUGCCACCGCAGUGUCGCGCGCUGGUCGUCGCCCGUGCCAGCCACACUGCGCUCCGUCGAUGCUCCGCCAGUGCGCUCGCCGUUGCCGGAUCCUCCGCGGCUGGUGCGGUGUCCGGUGACGAGGAUCUGAAGGAGCCCCUCCUUGUCCCUCGCCUUGGCCGCCAGCCUGAGCUCCCGCAGCGCGGCGGGGAGCCUGGACCUCUUGCUCCUCUUCUUCUUCAUGGCGUCGCUCCGGCACAAGGACGGCUUCGGGGAGCUGUCGACUCGCCGGAGAGCUCUACCGCCGCAGCUGCCACCGAUCAUAGAAGACCCAUGGAGCAGAUGCAUGGAUGGGUCGAUGAUGUCGGUGUACUACAACGCUACCACCGGCUCGCGCUAGCUUGCGUCCCGUGCAACUCCGAUCGAUCGACGCGGCUGUUGAGUGUCAAACUGGCUCCUCUGGUCGCCGAUGCUAGCUGGACGGCCGAGCUCGUCUCUGGUCAGCUGCAGCUAUAUGCAUCUUGUUAUUUAUACCCGCUAGCAAAGUAG